AUGCGGUGGUCUCUUGCAUGGCUGCUGCCGUCGCUCUGCCUUGUCGUCCUCACCAAUGCCUCCCCACUGGGUCACGAGAGCGCCUACGAUAUUGAGGGAGUUGAGUCCCUCAACACUCUCGUUCGCAGAGUUCGAACCGGCCCAGGUGGUGGCAUAGUCACCACCCCAAAGAAAACGACAGAUCUCUUUCUGCUAGAUAGCGGCCCGGGAGGUUGCACUAGCAAAGAGGCAACCCUCGAUACCUGGUUGACAGAGGUCUUUCUCCUCCACGACGCGAUGAAGACGGCGUACGCAAACAUCCAAGGAGAUAGGUCUUGGAUGCUGAUGUGGUACACCUGGUUCGGAGUCCAGCUUGAUAUGAAGACCGGAGGUGUGGACGUGAGUAACGCGGCCAACAAGCAGCUAUGGGACACGAUUGGAGUGUGCUCUUGGAUACGCAAAGUUAAUUUUGAUAUAGACCACAUCUCACGCGUUACCAAAUUCCUUUCCGGAGCUGGCCUGCCCAACCCCCAGGUGGCAGGAGAAAAGCCUCGCCUGUUCUGUGGGCCCGAGGCAGCCGAACAUCAACCCUGGGCUGAAUCGGUCGUCAAGGAUCAUAAAGGCGAAGAUGUAGUCACCGAGAGAGAUCCCGAGACUCAGCUGCCGACCGAGUACUUGAAGCUUGGAACAGCGUUUCUGGAGGCAGCCCGGAACCCAAACGCCAAUGCCUUCUGGUUCAGCGCGUUUAACGGCUACGACAUUGACUACAAGGGCGAAACAAGCGCAUGUGCUGAGAAUCCUAAAGAUGGGAAGCGCCGGCUCGCCAAAACUGCCCGACCAGCAUCGUCGUGGCCAGUGAUAUUCUCGGACGGCGUAGACUUUACCUUUGGCAGAGCCAACAGACACAUCUUGUUUUGCCCCCUGUCCUUUUCUCCUCCUACCGGAUUCCAUUCCUACCCGUCACUGACAAAGGCCGUUGAGGAUUACCCCACAGCUGGAUUGAAGGACCCGGACGAGUCUCUGGACAAAAUGAUGCCUGUUAGCUCUACGAUGUACCACGAGCUCUAUCAUCUGACCGAUGAUGAUAACACAAAGGAUCAGGCUUACAGCCUGGAUAGGGUCAUAGGCAACGCUAGGGAUCCAUCAACAAGAGAAGGCAACUCCCACAACCCAGAGACAUACACCCUUUUCGCCACGGCGGCGUAUCUGUACCUCAAUGCACCCGCGGGCGAUGAACCCUGCUUGUACAUCGGUGGUUUCCCGAAAAAGGCUUCUGAUCCUUUUGCCCAAUAA
Aspergillus novofumigatus IBT 16806 is the source of this 1272-nucleotide messenger RNA. RefSeq lists its product as uncharacterized. NCBI's taxonomy places the organism in Eukaryota, Fungi, Ascomycota, Eurotiomycetes, Eurotiales, Aspergillaceae. The transcript is spliced from 3 exons. The record is from RefSeq and is a predicted model, not a curated record. Bases 1 to 1272 code for a protein of 423 amino acids. Gene Ontology annotation, molecular function: metallopeptidase activity.